GACAAAAGCAGAAAAAGAAGAGGAGCCGACUAAAAUUUAAGUCAAAGCAGAGGCAAGGAAAUAAAUAAAUGUAAAGGCACGGCAACGCAUUUGUGUAAAAAGUGUAAAAUACAAGUACAAGGCGAAAAAGUUGCCUGAAAACGCCUGAAAAUAGAAAAUAAGAAAACACACCACAACAGCAGCAACAACAACAGUAGUAGGGCCAGCAUCAGCAAAUAAAAUAAUUCAAGUAAAUUAAAUUUUCGCACUGUGUCUGCUGUCUGCGUGUGUGUGAGUGUGACCCGCGUGUUGGUGCGGGUGUUAAAAUCAAGGAGAUCAAGUGAAGUGUGACAAAGAAAUUUCCAGCAAAUUGCAAAAUCAGAGCGACAGAAAUUCCACGCAGGCCUCUUAAACAGUCCACAAUAAACGCAACCAUGAGAGCAGCAUCUGCCUGCAGCAAUAGACAGAUAGGCAGUUGGCACUCGUAAAGUCAGCGGCGAGCACGUGUGCGCCUAAAAGCAGGCAACACAACGUUGUCGUUGGCGUCGUUGCAAAAACAAAAAAUGCCUGCUUGCAUGACAAUUGUAGCGUGCAGGCAUUUAGACAACGCAACAGCAGCAACAGCAGCAACAACAUCAGAAGCAACAACAACAAGAGUUGGAGCUCUGUGCUACGUACGUGAAGCGUUUGUUAACAAGUUGGUGCUGCAGCGACGUCGUCUGCCGCAAGGACACAAGCAUACAAGGACACUGGCAUAGAAGACAGCAGGCUUAGCACCUGCAUUACAGCGCAGACAACGUCCUACGUGCAGAAUAACUCACUUAACUGCCGUAAAGGAAACAAAAAGCGGUUGCAGAUUAAAUUAUAAAGUAUAUUGGAAGUGAAAAAAGAAGGCCUUUGCCACAAACAUCAAUAUUGUGGUUAAUUAAAAAACAACAGCAACAACAAUAGCAAGAGUAGCAGCCACAAAGCUACCAAGUUGUCCAACAAAAAGAACAACAAUAUUGGGAGGAGCAUUCUGGAAAAGGCCAACGCGCCGUUUUGACCAAUAAUAAUAAUGGUAAUGUUGCUGCAAUUUAAGCGACAACUGCCGCCAGCAGCAGCAGCAACACGGAGGCGUGAAACAACAACAACAACAACAAUCAGAACACGAACGCGUGCACGCACAAAAGCACAGCAGUGUCAUAAAGUCACAGCAACAACAGCGGGAGCAGCCGCGGCAGCAACAUCGACGCUGCUGCUGCUGCUCAUAACGCGUGUCGGCAGCAGCGCCGCCAUUACCUACAACAAUGGCGUCGGCAGCAUAUCCGGCAAUUUAAGCGCACAACAACAGCAGCGCAGCAAUCUUGCAACAAGUAACAGCGGUCUCGUAUUGAUCGCCUCCAGUAGCAUCUCAGGGAGCAACAGCAACAACAACGGGAACGUGAACGUGAACGGCAACAACGCAGCAACUUCGAGUGCCGUACCCUCAUUGUCGCUUACGUCAUCAUCGUCAUCAGCCUCGAGCUCAUCAUCAUCAGCGACCAGUUCGUCAUCAGGUGGCACAGGUGGCAGCAACCGCAGUAGUCGCUUGCCCAGCAGCAACAGCAACAGCGGAGGCAGCGGAGGCAGCGGCAACACCAACAACAAUGUUAAUCAUGAUCAAUUACCCGCCCAGCUCUCAUCGCGCAUCAUUCACACACGCAAUGGUGCCAUCUCUGGCAUAAUUGUCCAAUUAGACGGACGACAUUUGGAUCCGGUAGAGGCAUAUCGCGGCAUUCCAUAUGCAUCGCCUCCCGUUGGCAAUUUGCGUUUCAUGCCCCCCGUCUCGGCGGCCAUGUGGUCGGGCGUCAAAAAGGCAGACAGAUUUAGUCCCGUCUGCCCGCAACGACUGCCGGACAUUGGCAAUGAGACGGCCGCUUUGGAGCGCAUGCCCAAGGGACGUUUGGAGUAUUUGAAGCGACUGCUGCCAUAUCUGCAAAAUCAAUCAGAGGAUUGUCUUUAUCUAAAUAUUUAUGUGCCCAUACAAGUUGGCUCCCGUGACUCGAGUAGCAGCAGCAGCGGCAGCAGUUCCAGCAGCAGUUCGAGCAGUUCCAGCAGCAACUCUGGUAGCUCUGGCACCUCCUCACCCGGACCCACAAAAUAUCCGGUGCUGGUGUUCGUGCACGGCGAAUCAUAUGAAUGGAACAGUGGCAAUCCCUACGAUGGCUCUGUGCUGGCUAGCUAUGGACAAAUAUUGGUGGUGACCAUAAAUUAUCGCCUCGGCGUGUUGGGCUUUCUGAAUGCCAACACGGAUCGGUACUCCAAGCUGCCUGCCAAUUACGGCCUGAUGGACAUCAUUGCGGCUCUGCACUGGCUCAAGGAGAACAUAGCAGCCUUUGGGGGCGAUCCGAACAGCAUAACUCUGGCAGGUCAUGGCACCGGAGCGGCCUGUGUCCACUUUCUAAUAUCGUCAAUGGCAGUGCCGGAGGGCCUGCUCUUCAAUCGCGCCAUGCUGAUGUCUGGCUCCGGCUUAGCGCCCUGGUCGCUCGUCAGCAAUCCGGCCAAAUAUGCGGCGAUUGUGGCUCAUCAUGUCAACUGUGCUUCGGAUUUGCCGCAUGCCCAUCUCAUGAAAUGUCUGCGCGAGAAGACACUCGAGCAGUUGCUGAGUGUGCCCAUACGUCCGCCCGAAUUCGGGUUUGCCUUCGGGCCCAGCAUUGAUGGGGUGGUCAUCGAUGGCGGAGAUUAUGUGCCUCCGGCUCCCGGUUCACCAGCUGCACAGGCUCAGGCCCAGGCUUCGACAGCGGCAGGUAAUGGUCUGGGUGGCGAGGCGGGCAUAGCCGCCGCAGGAGGCUGGGGAACGCCCGGGCAACUGGAAAACAUUGUAUUAAUGAGAAAAACUGCCAUUAACAAGUUGUCAAGAUACGACCUGAUGGCUGGCGUGACACGUGCCGAAGCCUUCUUCUCCUUCAACUCUGGCGACGUACAGUAUGGCAUUGAGGCGGAUCGUCGUUCGAGAAUUUUAAAGGCCUACGUACGUAACACGUACACAUUUCAUUUGAACGAAAUAUUCGCAACGAUUGUCAAUGAGUAUACGGAUUGGGAGAGACCGGUGCAGCAUCCAAUUAAUAUCAGAGAUGAAACUUUGGAGGCAUUGAGCGACGCACAAGUCGUGGCACCGGCAGCUCAAACAGUCGAUUUGCAUUCAGCCGAUCAUCGAAACUCAUACCUAUACGUGUUUGACUAUCAGACGCGAUUUGGCGAUUAUCCACAGCGUCAGGGCUGCAUACACGGCGAGGACUUGCCAUAUAUCUUUGGUGCACCGCUGGUUGGUGGUUUCAAUCAUUUUACGCGCAACUAUACGAAAACCGAAAUCAGUCUAUCGGAGGUCGUCAUGUUCUACUGGUCCAACUUUGUGCGCAGCGGAAAUCCAAAUGAGCAAAUGGAGACGGAGCAUGGCAGUCGACAGGAGCGCAGUCGUUACAAGACCAUUGAGUGGACGGCUUAUGAGAGCGUGCACAAGAAGUACUUGAAUUUUGAUACCAAGCCAAAGCUGAAGAAUCAUUAUCGCGCCCAUCGUCUCUCGUUCUGGCUGAAUCUAAUACCAGAUUUACACAAGCCAGGCGGCGAUAAUGUGCCCGCCGCCCAUCAUCAGCUGCAGGACGAUGACGAGGACAACAACAUUCCCAACGAUGCCUCGGUGAAGCCCCUGAAUCCGGCCUAUUCACCCCGAGGUGCUAAUGCCGCCGCCAUGGGCAACUUCACCAUCUUCACCAAUCAGGUCUUCUCGCUGCUGAAUCUCAGUUCGCCCUCAUCCUCCCUGCAACGGAAUGGCACAAGAUAUGCCACCGGAAAACUAUAUCCCGAUGACAUAGAUGGCGAGCAUGCGAGUGGCUCCAGCGCGGCGCAGGACAAUGAUGGAUUUGCCGCCUACUCCACUGCAUUGAGUGUGACGAUCGCCAUCGGUUGCUCCCUCCUGAUACUGAAUGUGCUGAUAUUUGCGGGCGUUUAUUAUCAAAGGGACAAGACGCGUCUUAGUGAGCCGCGCACUCAGACCAAGCUGAAGAGGCAGGAGAAUGGGCAAAUGCCCAAUAAUAUUUGUGGGGAUCUGGAAACCCUCACCAUACACACGAAAAGCGAUCCGGCGACCAUUCUGUCGCAUCAUCAUGCCAUGCAGCAUCAUCAGUUGCCACCGCCAGAGUUUGCGGACAUACCACACCGGGCGCCACCGCCGCCCAAGCACAUGAAAACGCUGCAAGAUGGUGGCCAGGGCGGUGCAACAGGCAGCGUGGUGGGCGUGUCAGGUAUGCUGCCGCCUCCACAUGCACUGCAGGUGUUGGGCAAUCAGUGCGGCACACUAACCAAAAAGAGUUGCAUGAAGCAAACACAAUCACAGCAGCAGCAGCAGCAGCAGCAACAACAGCAACAGCAACACUCGCCGGCCCAACAACAUGUUGUGGCGCAUCAGCAACAUUUGCAGAAUCAUCAUAAUCAGAGCAUGACCACUGUGCUGACCACAGCGGGCGGUUUGGUGGUGCCCACGCCGCCCACUGUGCCGGUGAUUGUGGCAGCGCAGCAGCAUGCACAGCAACAGCAGCAGCAGCAGCAGCAACAACAACAGUCGCAGCAACAGCAACAACAAUCGCAACAAAAUCAGCAACAUCCGCUGAUGGAUGAGCUGCGUGUGUGACAUUAAUUGACCGUGCGUUUUAAAUGUGAUCUCUAAAAGAAAAAGCGCACGUGGUGUCUAGAUGCAUAUAUCUACUUAUAUGUGUGUGUGGAUGUGUGUGUGUGUGUGUGUGAAUGUAUGUUGCUGUUGGUGUGAUUGAACAAAUGUAUGGUUUGUCUGCAGUGCUAGCAUGUAAUCAAGUAGCAAACAACUACAACUGUGUUAUAUAAUUUUAUAGUUUGAAACGCGUACACUAACUGAAGCAUACAAGUAUUUCCCCCACAGUGCAUCGCUGCUCUGAACAACAAAAAUUUAUGAAUAAUUGUUGUCGAGUGUUUUUAAAUAAAUAAGUAAACGUGAACUGUACAUAGCUAGGAUUAAGUGUAGCUCGUUGUAUCCUUGUCCUGUCCCCUAUGAGAUUUGAAAACUCAUGCCACUUGCAACUUAGGUAGGUUAGUCUUCAUUGUGCUUAGCAGUUGAUAUAAAUACAUAUAUUCUCUAUUGUUUAUGAAUAGAUUUUCUAAUUUAAAUUAUUCAUGUGUACAGUUACUAUUAUGUGGCCAACUAUUUUUAUUUUUACCUUCGGUUAUUUUCGUUACACACUGAA
Molecule: messenger RNA, 5213 nt
Organism: Scaptodrosophila lebanonensis
Lineage: Eukaryota; Metazoa; Arthropoda; Insecta; Diptera; Drosophilidae
Gene: Nlg3
Product: neuroligin-4, Y-linked
Exons: 13
Coding region: 1037-4627 (1196 amino acids)
Biological process (GO): chemical synaptic transmission; presynaptic membrane assembly; neuron cell-cell adhesion
Cellular component (GO): cell surface; synapse; postsynaptic membrane
Molecular function (GO): signaling receptor activity; neurexin family protein binding
Source: RefSeq, a predicted model, not a curated record